UUAUGAAAUGGCAACAAUUGAUUCGAAUUUGACAGAUGUAUAAUGUGUAAAUUACAACAAACCAGUUCGCAAUUUUUUUUUCGUUUAUUGGCCAGGUGAAGGAUGGAAGUCUUUCGUACACCGGAUUUUUAUAUUUUCGUUAAAGGGAACAAUAGCCUUUGGUGGGAUCGACAUACAGGACUUUUUAUUCCUAAAUCAGCAUGGGAAUUGGCUACAUUAGAGGAUCCUGUUUGUUUAGGAGUAUGUGAUGGAUUAAUUGGGAAAGUGGAGCACCAUCCAGUGUUUGAUGCUCGGUUGUUACUUAUAAAAGAUUCUGUGAGUGUGGGUUAUUUACAUGGAACUGAUGAAGUGUUAAAAAUCAAAUCUAUAACAUUCCUAAAAAUUGGUCCUGAAAAUUCUGAUGUCAACUUGCAACCGUGUAAAAAACACAACAUUGGCCCAACAAAGAAAAGUUCUACUCAGAUAGCUCCUUUAUUUGAUAUACCAAAAACUGUUUCUCUUUCAAAGACUAUUGGCACAUUAAAAAAUGCUGGUAAUGCGAUUAAAAACACAACACAACAAGCUGCUGCUGCUAUGUCUGUUUCUUCUACCUUAAAACGAGAUAUUAAAGAUAAAGAACGAUUUGAAAAAUCAAUUUUGGAGGAAUUUCAAAAGAUUUUUACUGAUACAGAUUCGUUUUAUUAUUCUUAUACAUGUGACAUUACCAGUUCUUUACAAAGAUUGUGUACUUUAGAGAAAAGUGGGGAAUUUAAUAAAGAAGCUUUAUGGAGAACUGUAAAUGAUAAAUUCUUUUGGAAUAAAUACAUGCUGAAUGAAUUAAUUGAGCUAAAUAAUCCUUUAGCAGAUCCAUGGAUUCUACCGAUAAUCCAAGGUUAUAUUCAAAUUGAACAUUGCAAAGUAGAAGUUGAUAAUGAUUAUAGGGGUGUUAAAACUAGUCCUAAGUAUGAAAUAUUUACUUUGAGUAUUAUUUCGCGUAGGAGUCGAUAUAGGGCUGGAACAAGGUAUAAGAGAAGAGGAGUUGAUGAAGAUGGAGAAUGUGCAAAUUAUGUAGAAACCGAACAAUUGAUUCAAUAUCACCAUCAUGAAGUCUCUUUUGUUCAAGUUCGUGGGUCAGUUCCGGUUUAUUGGUCUCAACCUGGUUAUAAAUACAGGCCACCACCUAAAUUGGAUAAGGAUGAAUCGGAAACGAAAAUAGCUUUCGAAAAACACUUUACUAAUGAGAUACAGACAUAUGGUCCAGUUUGUAUUAUUAAUUUAGUUGAUCAAAGUGGUAAAGAAAAAAUAAUUUGGGAUGCUUAUUCGCAUCAAAUUUUCCAGUACAAUAGUCCCUACCUCACUUAUGUUACCUUUGAUUUUCACGAAUAUUGUCGUGGAAUGCAUUUCGAAAAUGUUUCAAUAUUAAUUAAUAGUAUUGCAGAUCUUCUAAAAGAUAUGAAUUAUUGUUGGAGGGAUAGACAAGGUCAUAUAUGUUCACAGGUUGGAGUUUUUAGAACAAAUUGUAUUGAUUGUUUGGAUAGGACAAAUGUUGUACAAACGGCUUUAGGUAAAGCAGUUAUGGAAAUGCAAUUUUGUAAAUUGGGUUUAAUUACGCCUGAUGGAAAUAUUCCUGAUACAAUUAAAAGUACCUUCCAAUUGUUAUGGGCUAAUAAUGGUGAUAUUAUAAGUAAACAAUAUGCAGGAACUAACGCUUUAAAGGGCGAUUACACAAGAACUGGUGAACGCAAAUUAGCUGGAAUUAUGAAGGAUGGAAUGAAUUCAGCAAACAGAUACUACAAGUGUCAUUUUACGGAUUCUCUCCGCCAGUGUUGUCUCGAUCUGAUUCAGGGUAAUGCAGUGACUGAAUCAGACAUCCUGGACACCUGGUCGCACUUAAACACAAUUGGCAACAUCGCGAACGAAAUAUUGCCCGUCGCAAACCCGGCGUACUUACCUCACCUAGCAUUAGCGCAGGAGUUUGAGCUCGCGAACGCUUUGUAUUACAUGUUUAGGUAUUAUUUGAGCCGUUUUAAAGAUUCAACUCGUCAAGGAACGAUAGAUCUUAUGUUAGGAAAUCCCGUAACUGAAAACAUUUUGGAUGAACAACGCCACCAGUUUGAGGAAGAUAAUUUAGCGACAGCCGAGCGUGUUAAAUGGUUAAUUGAGGAUUGUAAAAAGAUGUUCAUAAAUAAUCCGGAAUUUGUGCAAGGGACUUGGGGUUUAAUAAACGCAGAUCCCGUUGUUGGAGAUCCCAGCGAAUCCGAAAUGGACACCAUUUUGAUUUUAACCAAAGAUUCGUAUUUGGUCGCCGAUUAUGAUGACCAGGUUGAUAAAGUUACCAAUUACCAAAGAGUUCCUUUAAGUGAUAUUACAUUGAUAGAAAGCGGAAUUCCUGAUUAUAUCACUUCUUUGUUUAAAAGUUCUAAGAGCCAUUUUUCCAUUAGAAUAAAUUACAAGGUUAAUGAUGUAAUCGGUUAUUACCAUAUGUUUCGAUCUACAAAUUUGAGGUUUUUCAAUAAUAUGAUUGUGCUUGUUAGAAACGAAGAAGAACAAAUAGAAUCGCUUAAAGCAAUUUGUGAGGCGUUUAUGGUAGCUUUGGAGGUUGCUGGAAUAAAUAAUGUGCGUUAUGUACAACAAAAAAGAUUGGAUAGAAGGAAAUCUAAGGUGUAUAACGAAAGCAAAACCAUAAGACAAAUGUAUCUUGAUGUUAUUGGGCUUCCACGGCUUACCAGAAAUGUGUCUGAAACACAACUGGCAACGUUAAAAAAUGCAGGUUCUAAAGCUUUAACAAACAUGUCACACCAAUUUUCCAAAUUAAAUAAGUUUGGCCCUUCGUUCAAAAAACAACCGAAAUUUGAAAUUGGCCACCCAAAACAAAACGAGACUUCCAGCGAAUCAGACGAAGAAUACGAUGAUAACAUUUUCCAACCGAAGGAAGUUGUUGGUACGGCGUGUAGUAGCCCAUAUGAUGCAUUUCCGGGUUUCCAAAACAUCGAACAAGGUGUUGAAAUCACCGAAGACUCUCAAAUAAUAGAUGCAAAAUUAACAGAGGUCCCAGAUUCUCAUAUUCCCGGGGUUGGAAUAUUAAUGGGUUCUUCAGAUGCUCAAUCUUCAUCAUUAGAAAAAAAAGCUAAAGAAUUAUCUUUCGAUAAUUCCAAACAACUAAUUUCUUCGAAUAAAACUCCCGAAAUUCAUAUCUCGGAAGAAACUGAGAAACGCCCGACCAAUUUAAAGUUGGAUCGAAAGUUGAGUCAUUCAUCGGGGGAAGUAGAAAACAGUGAGUAUGUAGAUCAAUCUUAUCCUGAACCGAUUUCGGGAUAUAUGGGAGGCGAGUGUAAGUUUGAAAAGCGCUCCAAUUCCGAACAAGAUAUAACUUUAAAUAUUUCGCAAUCGCAAAGCGAGUCUGCUUUAAAAAAUAAACUUACCAAUCUAACCAGUCCCGUUGCAAACGUUACCAAAGGACUUGUAUCGCCGUUAACUAAGCUGGCGAAGGGAGUACAAAAUCUUGGUGCUAAUCUCGAUCCUCGAAAAAUGGGUGUUAAGCAUGUUACUGAAAAAGAACUCGAAGAACAUCGAAUGUUACUAGAAAAAUGGAAAAAUAGCCGAACUAGAUUGAUUGCUUUAUAAUUUAUUUUUAUUUUAAAAGUAUUUAAUUUUAGGUGAUGUUUAUUAAUUUCAUCAGUCAUAACAGUCGCUAUACAACUGUUUAUUCUAUUUAUUACGAAUUAAAAAUUAAAACGAAUCUUAGCACAAUCUUUUUAAAUAAACGAGUAAUCAAUUAAAAAUGUUACAAUUUGUUAAAUUAUUAUUGUUAAAAUUUAAACGCAUAAAAUAAGUUGCUGGGUGGUAAUAAUAAAUUAAAUUUCUUAAUGUUUCGUCACUAAAAACUUAUUAAUUUAGCAAUUAUUAAUAAUUUGCUUUUGAGCAACCUUGUUUAUUAUUAUUUAUUAACGUAUUAAAAUAUAAACAGUAUAGUCAAUAGUUUAGAAUGGAUGUCUAAAAAUAUUCUUCUAUUUAACAAGUAUUUAUGAAAAUGUAGGUCAGCAUAGCAUUUGCUAGAAGGCCUAAUAGCAAUAAAAAAGUAACAGCUGUAAUAUCCGGGUCCAUGUAUCAAACCGAAACUACAAAAAAAAAAAAAAUAAAACCUUUUCCCGCAACCAA
This is a messenger RNA of Onthophagus taurus, 4137 nucleotides long. It is a transcript of the gene sp3, whose product is annotated as phosphatidylinositide phosphatase spermathreecae. Gene Ontology annotation, biological process: regulation of endocytic recycling; phosphatidylinositol dephosphorylation. Lineage: Eukaryota; Metazoa; Arthropoda; Insecta; Coleoptera; Scarabaeidae. Gene Ontology annotation, cellular component: clathrin-coated endocytic vesicle; early endosome. The record is from RefSeq and is a predicted model, not a curated record. Gene Ontology annotation, molecular function: phosphatidylinositol-4-phosphate phosphatase activity.